AUGAAGGGCGCAGUCGCCUUGUUCGCCGCUUCGGCCGCCCUGGCCAACGCUGGCAAGCUGCCCCCCGUGACCGUCAAGGGAAAUGGUAGGUAGGAUUCGCGGCAUCCAUCGCGCCGGGAACGCACGCAUGCGACGCAACGUAAAUCUGCACUCUCGCUAACGCUGCAUCAGCUUUCUUCGCUGGCAACGACCGCUUCUACGUCCGCGGUCUCGAUUACCAGCCAGGCGGCUCUUCCAAGGCCUCCGACCCCAUCGCAGAUGCCAAUGGCUGCAAGAGAGAUGUCGCCGAGUUCAAGAAGCUGGGCAUCAACACCAUCCGCGUCUACACGGUCGACAACACCGCCGACCACGACGAGUGCAUGUCCGCUCUGGAAGAUGCUGGCAUCUACCUGGCCCUCGACGUGAACUCGCCCAAGUAUUCCCUCAACAGAGCCGAUCCAUCCGUCUCCUACAACUCCAUGUACCUUCAGAGCGUGUUCGCAACAAUCGAUGCCUUCGCCAAAUACGACAACACUCUGCUUUUCUUCUCCGGAAACGAGGUCAUCAACUCGGACAAGACUACCGACUGCGCCCCCUACAUCAAGGCUGUCACCCGAGACAUGAAGCAGUACCUUGGCACCCGCGGAUACCGCAAGAUUCCUGUGGGAUACUCUGCUGCUGAUGUCGAGAGCAACCGAUUUGAGAUGGCGUCCUACAUGAACUGCGGUACCGAUGACCAGCGCAGCGACUUCUUUGCUUUCAACGACUAUUCGUGGUGUGACCCAUCUUCCUUCCAGCAGUCCGGCUGGGACCAGAAGGUCAAGCAAUACGGCGACUACAGCAUUCCCCUUUUGUGAGUAUCUCGACUUCAACAACACCUGGAAACUUGUACUGACUAUCGUUAGCCUGUCCGAGUACGGUUGCAUCACCAACAAGCGUCAGUUCCAGGAAGUCCAUGCUCUCUACAGCAAUGAGAUGACUGCUGUCUACUCCGGAGGUCUCGUCUACGAGUACUCGGAGGAGGGCAACGGCUACGGUCUCGUCAAGAUCAGCGGCAACCAGGUCACUGAGAUGAGCGACUUCACCGCUCUCCAGAACGCAUUGAGCGCCCAGAAGCCACCAUCGGGUGACGGCGGCUACAAGUCCAACGGCCAGCCGAGCAAGUGCCCAUCCCAGAGCAACACCUGGGAGGUCAAGGACUUCACCGGCGAGGCCCUUCCCGCGAUGCCAAACGGUGCUGAGAAGUACAUGCAGAAGGGCGCAGGCAAGGGUCCGGGUCUUACUGGAGAUGGCUCCCAGGAAGCCGGUGCCGGAUCGACUGGUACUGCCUCUGCAGGAAGUGGUACCGUCACUUCCACCGCCAGCCCUUCCUCUUCUUCUGGUGCUGCCAACGCUGUCCGCCCUGGCGAGACCAGUAUGGCUCCUUUCGUCAUCAGCGGAGUCGUCAUCCUCUGCACUCUUCUCGGCGCCACCCUCUUGUAA
Molecule: messenger RNA, 1461 nt
Organism: Lecanosticta acicola
Lineage: Eukaryota; Fungi; Ascomycota; Dothideomycetes; Mycosphaerellales; Mycosphaerellaceae
Source: the annotation of a GenBank genome assembly